Messenger RNA from Callorhinchus milii (elephant shark), 1142 nucleotides. It is a transcript of the gene jtb, whose product is annotated as jumping translocation breakpoint. The record is from RefSeq and is a predicted model, not a curated record. Gene Ontology annotation, biological process: mitotic cytokinesis. NCBI's taxonomy places the organism in Eukaryota, Metazoa, Chordata, Chondrichthyes, Chimaeriformes, Callorhinchidae. Gene Ontology annotation, cellular component: membrane; midbody; centrosome. The transcript has 4 exons. The coding region runs from base 1 to 354 and encodes 117 amino acids.
AUGGGGAAGUUCAGUGACCUGCAGCUGGAUGGGGAGGGGCAAGUUCUUUGCCCAAGACCUUGCUGGGAAACAGAUGAGUAUAGCAUCAUAAGAGAGUGCACUGAAUGCUCUGAUCAUGAGAAGACAAUGCAUAUUGAAUGUACUUUAACUGGAUUUGUGGAAGAAAUAAAGUGUGUAUCUGACCAAAGAUACAGGAGCUGUCAUUCAGUUGAAAUGGAGGAACUGAAGUUUUGGAAGUUCGAAGGAGUUAUGUUUUUAGUGGGGAUAGUGUUUAGUAUCAUUGUUGUGUUCCGACAGAGAAUCCUAGACAGGCGAGCAGAAAAAAAGGUUCUCCAGCAGCUUGGGGUGAUUUAAUUUUACAACUAGAUUUCCUGGACAGCAGUGGGUUUUAGAAGAGAGACUCCAGGUUACAUACUGAAUUGUUUUCAAAUGGCAGUCAGUAUUGAUGAAUAUUAACAUUUUCCAUUUCACCCAGCACAUUGCAGGGAAUGAAAUAUAGUAUGCACCUUUGAUACCUGAAGUUAAAAUAGAUUUCAAGAUGACUGAGGCAAUGUUGAGAUGCAGAUAGAAUAUUCCGAGUGUUGUGAAGGAUAUAUUUUCACUGUGCAUAAUAUUUAUACAGAGAAGUACUGGGUAGUUUACACUAUACACUCAAACUUGUAUAUAUGUUGAAGAUGAAUUAAAUGGAGGGAAAUCGUCCUGUUCCUAAAAGAUUAUAUUUGAAGCAAUGUACCUUUUUAUGACAUUUUAUUGCUGUAUUUUCCACUUCUAUGAAUUGUAAUAAUUCUUACACUGGGUCUGCUACAUAGAUUUGAAUGUACACUUUUUACACUUUGCAAACAACAUAUUUGGCACUGAAUUUGCCAUUUCUAUUUUCAUUACAAAAAGGUAUAAAUAUUGUAUUAAAAUCCAAAUUUGAGUGCAUUUAAAAUGGUGUGUCUGCUAGUUUUUUGUACUAAAGCCUGUAAAGGGUAAGAUUGGAGUCUGUGAGAUUUGCAGAAGGAUUUGUAAGUUGCUCAUUCUGCAGGUAACCAGAUGUGUCUUGUUGUAUCUCUACUGAAACAUUGAUCUGAUGGGUUAGGUACAAUCUACCUGCAGGUUACAAUUAUGUAGAAAUAUUAAAAUUCCUUGCAUUUGAAAAA